This is a messenger RNA of Cylicocyclus nassatus, 2238 nucleotides long. The record is from the annotation of a GenBank genome assembly. Lineage: Eukaryota; Metazoa; Nematoda; Chromadorea; Rhabditida; Strongylidae.
AUGAAGGCUAUGAAGUGGAAGAAGGAGAAAGGAUUGAUUAAUGCUUACAAGAAGAACUCACUAAAUUUAGAGCUGUUCAAAAAGGAGGCUGAAUCGUUCCGUUGCAACAUGGCCGACUCUAAUGCUUGGGAUAUGCUUGCUGAACGUUUUGAAAGAAAGAAAUCGACAUCACCUAGUUCACGAGCAGAUGAUCUUCUUAAACUGGAUGAUGCCGAGCUUCGUGCUCUUGGCUUAGACAAGGAGGAGAUUGCUGAAGAAGCUGAACGCCAUAGAAGUCAGAGAAGAAGCCGCAGCAAGUCGCCAGCUUUACAAUCCUUGAGGAAAGUUUCGAUGAAUGUAUUGCAGAGAAUUGGUGCUAUCGCAAGGAGGAAAGACAUGGCAAUACCUCUGUUAAGAACAGCUGAAAUCAUCGAAGUACCUUUGGAUGCAUUAUGCAAAAGGCCAAAAGAGUUUUUCCAAGAGCCAAAGCCAUUCUCAUUCCGAGACCUUGGCAAGGUUUUUGAGCCCUCUGCGGAAAGAAAACCGGAAAAAUGUGCUUACUUGUUUCGAGGAGCAUCGCUUGAAGAAGAACAUAGUGAGGGACAUCAGCUCACUCGCAUUCCGGAGUAUGAUCCGUAUUGUCCAGUCCAUGGAAGUCGUCGACGUUUCGCCAGACAUAAUGUGAUGACAAUGCAGCAUCUGAUGACAAGUGUAGAUCGCGACGAUCCCGAAGAAGUUUCCUACUUGUACAAUCAGGAUUUCCUAGCAAAAUUAAUCAGAAAGAAGAAACGUGCAAUGUUAAGUGGAAACGAAAAAAUCAAAGUGAACAAAGUUAUGCACAAAAUCAAGACAAACCUGCUAAUCAUCUCUGUAGCUUUCCUUUUCCUUUUCUCAGCUUUUAAUGGUCUAUCAAAUCUACAAACAACGGUGAACAACGAGCUUGGAGCGGACAGUUUAGCGGUGCUUUAUCUUUCUAUAGCAGUAUCUUCCUUAUUCGUACCUUCUUAUAUGAUAAAUCGAGUCGGAUGCAAGCUCACCUUGAUAACUGCAAUGGCCAUUUUUGUAUUCUACAUGGCCGUGAAUAUUCGUCCCAGAGGUAGGCUUGUGUUUGCUUUCAGCUAUGCUUCCCUUAUACCUGCUUCCAUACUUACUGGAAUGGCAGGAUCAAGCCUUUGGGGAGCAAAAUGUGUCUAUAUCACAGAAAUGGGCAUUCGUUAUGCUAAUCUCAAUUUUGAAAGUCAAAACACCGUGAUCGUGAGAUUCUUUGGUUAUUUUUUCAUGAUUGUCCACAGUGGACAAGUGUUUGGUAACUUGUUAUCAUCAUUUAUUAUGACCGCAGCAAUGAAAACGCCGAAGCCCCUGGAUGAAGUUUACAGAACUUGUGGCCAUGCCUUUCCCUUAAACCUUUCCGAUCUUACACCACUAGCAGCACAAAAUUUGGAACGACCUCAUCAACGAGUCUACUUAUCAGUAUGCCUCACAUACCUGGGGUGCACGAUCGUUGCCGUCAUGAUCGUAUCAAUGUUUCUCAAUGCUCUUCACAAAGACGUUGUCAACAGGAGCAAAGCCCCUCGCUUUGAUGCAGAUGUGCUGAAGCAAACAUUCGCAAACUUCAAGAAUCCAAAGAUACUAUUGUUGGUGCCAUUAACGGUCUUCAAUGGAGUGGAACAGGCAUUUGUGGCUGGUAUUUUUACCAAGGCCUUCGUUGCCUGUGGACUUGGAAUAUCCCAGAUCGGAUUUGUCUGUACAGCUUUCGGAGUGUCAGACGCAAUAUGUAGUCUGUUCUUUGGCCCACUGAUCAAACUUUUUGGACGAAUGCCUUUGUUUGUUUUUGGAGCUGUAAAUAACAUGCUUAUGAUUGUUACUCUAAUGAUCUGGCCAUUGAACCCAGCAGACAAAGCUAUUCUCUAUGUGUCUGGUAGCGUAUGGGGAAUGGCUGACGCGGUUUGGAACACGCAGAUUAACGGGUACUGGGUAGCUCUGGUUGGUCGGCAGUCUCUCCAUCUAGCAUUUACCAACUAUCGUUUCUGGGAAUCCAUAGGCCUGGCGUUAGGCUUUGCGAUGACCCGAUUAUUUUCAGUAGAGCUGAUUUUACUUUUUGCUUUUUGCCUUCUGAUACUUGGUAUGACCGGAUAUUGCGCCAUAGAACUCUAUGAUGAAUUGGCGGCUUACUGCAAAGGAUUUACUUCGCGACAUGUGAAGAAAAGAAGCGGAACAGUAUCAAUGGAGGCUUCUUUAUUGAGUCCUAAUCUUUUAUAA